UCUCUCUCUCUGCGGAAGACAUGGAACUGAAUUCAAGUCCCAGGGGUAAAGCAGCAAACUAAGACUGCAAGGACAUAUUUCAACUGCAGAACAGUGUGGUCUGAGGCUGGCAUGGAUCCUCUCUGAUGGACAGAGUGACAGAUAUCUCCAAAUGAGAGAACUGUAAAAGACGUUUACGAAACACACACACCAAUACCGCUCCCGUUUCCACCGCCAUGGCAGAGUGGCUGAGGCGUGUGUCGUUGGGCGACGAGUUGUACAAUCUGUACCACCGCCUGCUCAGGACCAAACCCGUGGGCAGGAUGGGUCAAGGGUCAGGGGUCAGCGAUGACAUCACAGAGGCGGGGGAACUGGCCAAGAUCCUGACUACAGCUGACCUGGUGUCACUAGGCGUGGGCAGCUGCGUGGGCACAGGAAUGUACGUGGUUGCUGGUCUGGUUGCCAAGGAGAUGGCGGGGCCAGGAGUGAUCCUGUCUUUCAUCAUUGCUGCUGUGGCUUCUAUUCUGUCAGGUGUGUGUUAUGCAGAGUUCGGCGUGCGCGUCCCAAAAACCACGGGGUCAGCCUACACAUACAGCUACGUCACCGUGGGGGAGUGUACAGCCUUUUUCAUUGGCUGGAAUUUGAUCCUGGAGUACCUGAUUGGUACAGCAGCCGGGGCGUCGGCUCUCAGCAACAUGUUUGAUUCGCUGGCCAAUCACAGCAUUUCCAGCUACAUGAUAACACACCUGGGCACGCUCAGGGGCCUGGGUAAAGGGGAGGAGUCAUACCCUGACGUCCUGGCCAUGGUCAUUUCUCUAGUCGUCACAGUGAUCAUUUCGUUGGGGGUUCGUAACUCGGUGGGGUUGAAUAACGUCCUGAACCUGGUCAACCUGGUGGUGUGGGGCUUUAUGGUCAUCGCCGGACUGUUCUUCCUCUCUGCGGACAACUGGGAGGCGGGUAACUUCCUGCCCUACGGAUGGUCAGGGGUGAUGCAGGGAGCUGCCACAUGUUUCUAUGCCUUCAUAGGGUUUGACAUCAUCGCCACGACAGGAGAGGAAGCAAAGAGUCCCAACACGUCCAUCCCCUAUGCUAUCACUGCUAGUCUGAUCACCUGCCUGACAGCAUACGUCUCUGUGUCUGUGAUCCUGACUCUGAUGGUGCCCUAUGACCUGAUUGACGUCUCCGCCCCCCUGAUGGAGAUGUUUGCAGUGCACGGCUUCCUCUGGGGGAAAUACAUCGUGGCCAUGGGCUCUGUAGCUGGUCUCACCGUCAGCCUACUGGGAUCUCUGUUCCCCAUGCCCAGGGUCAUAUACGCUAUGGCCAGAGACGGGCUGCUCUUCAGGUUUCUAGCCACAGUCUCUCCAUUCAGUCAAACUCCAGCUGUGGCCUGUCUGGUGUCCGGCUGUCUGGCUGCUGUCCUGUCCCUCCUCGUCUCCCUGCGGGAUCUCAUAGAGAUGAUGUCCAUUGGGACUCUGCUGGCCUACACGCUGGUCAGCAUGUGUAUCCUGCUGCUCCGCUACCAGCCCGAUACAGACGCACCCAACUUCCUGCCCGGAGAGGAAGAGAAGGGGCCCAAGAAGGCGGGUGUGCUGGCGGAAUGCGACGACGGAACCCCGCCCGACACCGAUGAGCAGAUGCUGAUUGGACGAUCAGAGUCAUCGACCUUUGAGCCUGACGGCUCCAGCUACCAGUCAGGUGGCAUUGCCGGGGAACCAGAGGACUCCGGCAGCUUCCACACAGGCCCCGCCUCGCUGCUGAAGAGGGCUUUAGGUAGUCAUUACUCCACCCUGCGCGUGUUCCUGGGGCUCCCGGACGCCUCCGUCCGUCCUACGCCGUCAUCCGGCCGCGUGGUGACACGCUGCACCCUCCUCCUCCUGCUCCUCUCCUUCCUCCUCUGGGCCACCGUCAUCUUCGGCGUGGAGCGAAGCACCGGCGCGGAAUCGGCCGUCUCCGGUCUAGUGGCCACACUGCUGGCGGGCAAGAUCGUGGCGCUGCUGGUCGUGAUCGCACGGCAGCCGGAGAGUGGGCGGAGACUGCCCUACAUGGCCCCCUGUGUGCCAAUCGUCCCCGCGGCCGCAAUCCUGGUGAACUCCUACCUGAUGCUGAAACUGUCUCCUCUCACCUGGGCACGUUUUGCAGUCUGGUGCAUUCUGGGUGUACUGAUCUACAGUUGUUACGGGAUGUGGAACAGUUCUUUGGAAAUCAGCACCAGAGAGGAACAAGCGCAUGCUAGUGCCUACCAGCACUAUGACGACCACCUCGAUGACACCUUUUCCCCCGACAACGACCUUGACCCCCAGGACAACCAGGAAGAGGGCUGCUACCAGGGCUGGUCAGCUGAAAAGCGCUAUCAAUAUCAACAGCAAGGCAAAGAUCAGAACCAGGAUGAAACCCGGUAUCAGGAGGGUGACCAGUACCAAAAUCAAGAAGGAAGCCAAUAUGACAACCUGUACCAGAAGGAAAACCAGUUGGGUUACCAGUCCGGGCCUCUGGGCUUCUCUACAGGAAGAUCCAGAGGACCAACCAAUCAGGGCUACAUAGAUCCACAGGAACCAGAGGGCUCUUCUUGUGACUAAUAGCUGUAACUUCCUGUUUUUCUGGCACUAGAGGGGGAGGAAGGCAGAUGUUUCCUUAAUUCUCUGUCAGACCCUAGCUCCGCCCCAUACUGCAAAGGCAUUUGAGUAGGACAGGUGAGAAAUAUGGCACCAAUUCUACCCAGGCCAAUCAAAGAGCAGAAUAUUAAACAUAACUGUGCCUUUUCCAAUCCUCUUAAAUCUAAAGUAGGACCCAGAGCAGGGACUGGUAAAUCUGGGCCCUUUCAAAGGCCUGUAGAUCCAUUUCCAUUAUAAUUUGUAUUGUGUUUUGUUCAUAUAAAAUGUUUAGCUGGGGCCUUAACAAGUUAGAAUGGCAGAACAGACACGCUGCCAUUUGAAAUUAGGUGUGUCGUCAGUUAUGUGAUGGUUGCCAUUUUUCAGACUUCUAACAGACGGCUAACUGCAGUAAUCAUGGUGAAAUUAUGGACUGGAUGAAGCGACCUCUUGUUUUGUUUGUUUCACCCAUUGGUCAUGAAAAAUAACACCAACCUAUGCUGAAAAAUAACACCAACCUAUGCUGAAAAAUAACACCAACCUAUGCUGAAAAAUAACACCAACCUAUGCUGAAAAUCGUAGGGGCUCUGACUGGCUGUGUGGGUGUGGCUAUGGGGGUGUGGGUGUGGCUGUGUGGGUGUGGCUACGAAUUUAGGAUAUAGGAAGAGAAUCUCCUUUUAUCCUGCUGGGGAAGGAGAGGUGAAAUGAUCAAUGAAUGAGUGAGUGAAUGAUUCAACUUUAUUAACAUUUACAGAUAUUUCUCUUACAGUGAGUCCCUCAGGCACAAAAUGGUUUAAUAAAAACUUUAAUAUACAGACACGCUGUGUACAAAACCAAUCAAUCAGUAAUAUGGGAGCAAACAUGC
Molecule: messenger RNA, 3432 nt
Organism: Esox lucius (northern pike)
Lineage: Eukaryota; Metazoa; Chordata; Actinopteri; Esociformes; Esocidae
Product: probable cationic amino acid transporter
Exons: 8
Coding region: 216-2555 (779 amino acids)
Biological process (GO): amino acid transport; transmembrane transport
Cellular component (GO): plasma membrane
Molecular function (GO): amino acid transmembrane transporter activity
Source: RefSeq, a predicted model, not a curated record